AUGUCUCAAACAGAAACGAUUUCUCAGUCCGAAAAGCGGACCGUCACUCUACACAACGGGACAGUGUUCAGCUUCAACUCGAACGUCUCUACAAACCUUGAGAAGAUCCCCGUUAUCGACGCUGCGGGCAUAUGGAGUGACGAUAUUGUGGAUCGUAAAGCCGUUGCCCAGGAGAUCAGAGAAGCCUCGAGGGACAUUGGGUUCUUUUACUUGAUCAACCAUGGAAUCGACCAAAGAUUCGCGGAUGAGACUAUGGAGCAGGCAAGGCGCUUCUUUGCCUUGCCUGAAGAGAAGAAGAUGGAGGUCUUCACCGGUCUCGUGCCGAACGAGUACGUCGGUUUUCAUCCCAUGGAGUGCUACAACCGAAACGGGUGGAAGCACCAAGAUCUAAGCGAGGCCUUCAACUGGGCCUACGACGCCCGAGAAGACCCGGAGGCAGUUGACAAGACUGAAAAGUCAGUCAGCAUCUGGCCAUCCGACGUGCCCGGGUUCCGCGAAAACCUCUAUGCCUAUCAUACCGAGCUGCUUCGUCUGUCUCGUCGCCUGACUCGCAUCUUUGCGCUCGCUCUGCACUUGCCUGAGGAUUAUUUCGACGAGUACAUCAAGCGGCCAGAGGCAGGCAUGCGCAUCUUGCACUACCCCGAGCAGAAGCACUCAGUGGACGAUCAAAACGGCAUCGGCGCACACACUGAUGUCGAGUGCUUCACCAUUGUCACCCAAGAUACCUCAGGGGGCUUGGAGGUGCUUAGCAAAACUGGGAACUGGGUGAAGGCAGAGCCUAUCCCUGGCUCGUUUGUCGUCAACAUUGCCGACUGCUUCAUGAGGCAGACGAAUGACUUAUUCGUGUCGACAAUCCAUCGCGUCAUCAAUAAGAGCGGUAGAGAGAGGUAUUCGGCCCCGUUCUUCUUUGGUUUCGACAGGCAAAAGGUUUUAGAGCCUGUGCCGACUUGUAUCAGCGACGAGUAUCCGAUGAAGUAUCCGAUCAUGACUGGUGGGGAGUAUUACGCCUUCAGAACGAACAAGCAAAAGUCGACAAAUACUAGGAACUCCAAGAUAGAUCAGAAGUGA
Molecule: messenger RNA, 1068 nt
Organism: Colletotrichum gloeosporioides
Lineage: Eukaryota; Fungi; Ascomycota; Sordariomycetes; Glomerellales; Glomerellaceae
Product: 2-oxoglutarate-Fe(II) type oxidoreductase
Exons: 3
Coding region: 1-1068 (355 amino acids)
Source: RefSeq, a predicted model, not a curated record